AUGGCUGGCAUCUUCGAGGGGCCGCGCAGCGGUGGAACAUUAUUUCUUGGUGGUCAGAAGAUCAGUGGCCAGGAUAUUCGAGAUCAGAAUGUCCUCGCAACGCAGGCAAUUGCAAAUGUUGUCAAAUCCUCAUUUGGCCCUUCUGGCUUGGACAAGAUGAUGGUUGACGACAUUGGGGACGUUACGGUCACCAAUGACGGUGCAACAAUUCUCAGCCUGCUCGACGUCGAGCACCCCGCCGGCAAGAUUCUGGUCGAUCUGGCUCAACAGCAAGACAAAGAGGUGGGAGAUGGCACUACGUCCGUUGUGCUGCUUGCUGCCGAACUCCUCCGACGGGCGAACGAUCUCAUGAAGAACCGCAUCCAUCCUACGGUCAUCAUCACAGGGUACCGCCUGGCUCUGCGAGAAGCGGUCAAAUACAUGCAGGAAAACAUUAGCACAAAGGUGGAAACCCUUGGAAGAGAAAGCCUGGUCAACAUUGCCAAAACGUCCAUGUCAAGCAAGAUCAUUGGUGCGGAUGCAGACUUUUUUGGCAACAUGGUCGUCGAUGCCAUGUUGGCAGUCAAGUCGGUCAAUGCACAGAAAAGCGAAACCAAGUAUCCGGUCAAAGCGGUCAACAUCCUCAAAGCGCACGGCAAGAGUGCAACAGAAUCAAUAUUGGUCAAGGGCUACGCAUUGAAUUGUACCGUCGCUUCCCAAGCGAUGAAGACGAGAAUCACCGAUGCGAAGAUUGCUUGCCUCGACAUGAAUCUGCAAAAAGAACGAAUGAAGCUUGGCGUCCAGAUCACUGUCGAAGACCCUCAACAACUGGAAAAGAUCCGAGAGCGAGAAGCCGGCAUUGUCCUGGAAAGAGUGGAGAUGAUUCUCAAAGCAGGAGCAAAUGUGGUACUAACUACGAAAGGGAUCGACGAUCUCGUCCUCAAGUUGUUCGUGGAACGUGGCUGCAUGGCAGUUCGGAGAUGCAAGAAAGAAGACCUAAGGCGGAUAGCGAAGGCGACGGGGGCCACUCUGGUGAGCACUCUAUCUGAUCUGAACGGAGACGAGCGAUACGAGAAAGAACUGCUGGGUUAUGCAGAGGAAGUGGUUCAAGAACGCAUCUCGGACGAUGAGUGCAUCCUUGUGAAAGGCACCAAAGCCUUUUCGUCGGCCUCGAUUAUCCUUCGAGGAUCGAACGACUACCAACUUGAUGAAAUGGAACGAUCUGUGCACGACUCCCUGUCGGCGGUCAAACGGACUUUAGAGUCGGGCAGCAUCGUACCGGGAGGAGGUGCGGUGGAGACGGCAUUACACAUUUACCUUGAAGAAUUCGCCAUGACCGUGUCCUCUCGAGAACAGCUGGCAAUUGGAGAAUUUUCGCAAUCCCUGCUGGUCGUCCCGAAGACCUUGGCCGUCAAUGCGGCAAAGGAUGCUUCCGAACUUGUUGCUCAGCUACGUGUGCGCCACGCGUUAAGCCAGCGAGUCCAAGAUGGGGAUGCCAAUGAAAGGGAAAAGGACAUUGCCAAAAAGCGACAGUACAAGAAUUACGGGUUAGAUCUGAUGCGUGGCAAGGUUGUGGAUGUCGUCAAGAUGGGUGUUUUGGAGCCGAGCAUGAGCAAGGUGAAGCAGCUCAAGAGUGCCGUGGAAGCUUGCAUCGCUAUCAUGAGGAUUGACACACUGAUCAAGCUCGACCCUCCCGAGCCACAGGGUGGAGACGAUGGUCAUGGCCAUUGA
Messenger RNA from Fonsecaea erecta, 1710 nucleotides. RefSeq names its product T-complex protein 1 subunit alpha. The coding region runs from base 1 to 1710 and encodes 569 amino acids. The transcript has a single exon. NCBI's taxonomy places the organism in Eukaryota, Fungi, Ascomycota, Eurotiomycetes, Chaetothyriales, Herpotrichiellaceae. Gene Ontology annotation, cellular component: chaperonin-containing T-complex. Gene Ontology annotation, molecular function: ATP binding; ATP-dependent protein folding chaperone; ATP hydrolysis activity. The record is from RefSeq and is a predicted model, not a curated record. Gene Ontology annotation, biological process: protein folding.